Messenger RNA from Insectozyma verbasci, 672 nucleotides. NCBI's taxonomy places the organism in Eukaryota, Fungi, Ascomycota, Pichiomycetes, Serinales, Debaryomycetaceae. The record is from the annotation of a GenBank genome assembly.
AUGUCUACACAAUCUGGUUCUAAUGAACGUUUUGCACAAUUUAAAUUAGUGUUAUUAGGUGAAAGUGCCGUUGGUAAAUCUUCAAUAGUACAUAGAUUUGUUAAAAAUACAUUUGAUGAUUUAAGAGAAUCAACUAUCGGUGCUGCUUUUUUAACUCAACAAAUUACAAUACCAGAAACUCAAACUACUAUUAAAUUUGAAAUAUGGGAUACUGCAGGUCAAGAAAGAUAUAAAUCCUUAGCUCCAAUGUAUUAUAGAAAUGCAAAUGCUGCAUUAUGUGUAUUUGAUAUAACAAAUAAAAGUUCAUUUGCUAAAGCACAAGAUUGGAUUAAAGAAUUAAAAAAGCAAGCUCCAGAAGGUAUAGUAAUUGCUAUAGUUGGUAAUAAAUCAGAUUUAAAUGAUGAAAGAGAAGUUGAACAAGAAGAAAUUGAAAAUUAUAUUCAAGAACAAAAAUCAGAAGGUUAUGAUAUAAUUAAUGCUGAAUGUUCAGCUAAAACUGGUGAUGGUGUAUUGACUAUAUUUGAUAAAAUUGGUAGAGCUUUACCAGUUGAUGAAGUUAUAGAAUCUAAUAAAUCUAGACAAGGUGGUGGUAUUUCAAAUAGAAGAACAGGUGGUGUUGAUUUAAGUAGACCAAGACGUCAACAAGCAGGACAAACAAAUUCAUGUUGUUAA